ACGAAAGCGCACACCAUUUGGAUAGUGCGAUGGGUCAUCUCCAAAUCUACUAUUUGGGUAAUUGUGUGCAAAGCUGCGGGUGCCCUUCAGGGAAUGGACAUACGAAUGCCUUGUGCAGCGAAUGAAACUGGCAGGCCCAGGGACAAAAUAUCCAAUUGCAAAAUGACUGGCGUCGACAGCUGGGGUGCCGAAAGUGGACUGUGCCCAUGGGAGUUUACAACGAAAGGCAUCGCAUCGGCCGGCCAGGGGUAUGAGAGGUGCGCAUAGUUUUUGGGAACAGAUAAUACACUUGCCCCGGAGAGAGGCGGCCGUAUGGAGGGACACCAACUGUGCGUCGUAGUUCUUUGUGCGCUGUUGACUGGACCAAGACGGAUCAGUUGCUGAUAGCAUAGUAUGGAAGAGCGAUGCUGUCAAGAAAGGGACUUCCAGAUGAUUAUUUGCUCACUCGCUUGGCUGAGGAUGUACUACAGCCAAAAUUCAAGGCGGUACAGAGGAAGGCUCGCUUUGUGGAUAAAAACGGGACUUGCAACGUAGCCCACACGAAUAUUCGCGAACAGGGGCGUUUUCUGCAGGAUGUCUUUACUACACUGGUCGAUUUAAAAUGGCUCCACACACUAGUUAUAUUUACUAUGUCAUUUCUGUGCAGUUGGUUUUUGUUUGGAAUGAUCUGGUGGCUCAUAGCCUUCGCGCACGGGGACCUUGACAAGCAAAGUGAAGACUUUGUCCCGUGCGUGACAGAUAUCCGAUCCUUUUCCUCAGCGUUCCUCUUCUCUAUUGAGGUGCAGGUAACCAUCGGUUUCGGUGGACGUAUGAUCACCGAGGAAUGUGUGUCAGCCAUCGUCAUACUGUUAGUUCAGAAUAUCGUAGGACUGGUUAUCAACGCCAUCAUGCUUGGUUGCAUCUUUAUGAAAACAGCUCAAGCCAAAAGACGCGCGGAGACGCUCAUCUUCAGCAAACAUGCCGUUGUGGGUUUUCGUAAUGGCAAACUGUGUUUCAUGGUCCGCAUUGGGGACCUCCGCAAGAGUAUGAUCAUCAGCGCAGCUGUCAGAAUGCAGGUGGUGAGAAAGACCACUACCAGCGAGGGAGAGGUCGUCCCCCUGGACCAAAUAGACAUCCAGAUGGAUAACCCCAUUGGAACGAAUGGCAUCUUCCUGGUGUCUCCACUUAUCAUAUGUCAUGUCAUUGACAAAAACAGUCCCUUGUACGAAAUGUCAGCUGCGGACUUACAAAACGAGGACAUCGAGGUGAUAGUGGUGCUUGAGGGCGUUGUGGAAACCACCGGCAUCACCACACAGGCCCGGACGUCUUACCUGUCUGAGGAGAUUUUGUGGGGUAGGCGAUUCGUGUCAACGGUGAGCGAGGAGGACGGGAUUUACGCGGUGGACUAUUCCAAGUUUGGCAACACGGCAAAGGCGCCUACUCCAACAUGCAGCGCGAAACAGCUCGAGGAAAGGGGAGGUUUGGAGAUGUUUAGACGUCAGGAGCUCGCGCAGGCCAAGGGUUCUGUCAGGAGGAGACGCGUCAAACAGCCCAGUGUCAGUCAAGAGGAAGAAAAGACACAUGCUACGGGCCAAACUACAAACUUAGUCAGUUAGAGGGAGGUAUUGGUAGCCCUAUAGGCCUACUUGAAAGACAAUGUUGUAUUAUGCAAUAAUAUCUAUUGGUCAUAAUUUAGGCCUAUUUGAUGGCUUCUCGGUGUAUUCAACUGGUUACAUUGUUUACUUAAGCUGUACACACAGUAACACCAUCAGUGUAACUACAUAAUGUAGGCCACACACAUAGGCUACUCUUUAUUUUACCAUUAUAACAUAUUAGGACAAUGUAACAUUGUCAGCAAAUUAGCUGCCCAUCCACUUCAUAAUAAAGGUUGCAAGGGCCUGCUUCACAUAUACCCUGAUCCCACUAGAGGUGAGUGUCUUAUCAUUCUUCAUAAUGUUCCCCAAUGUUGAACCAACUGCAUGCACAGUAGGAUAUUAUCUCAGGGUGCUGUAAUGGACUUCGAAACACAUAUGCAAUGCCAUGGGUGGGUAUGGGAUUACACAAUAUUAAAUGCCUGAGCCUUGCAGACAGGCACAGCACUACAUUGCCUUAUUGAUUAUGAAUGACGUUGAGAAGAGUGCAUCUAUUACAUAUGAAUGGACAUUAAAUUGCAUCUUAUGCUGAACA
Engraulis encrasicolus (European anchovy) is the source of this 2166-nucleotide messenger RNA. It is a transcript of the gene kcnj11, whose product is annotated as potassium inwardly rectifying channel subfamily J member 11. Gene Ontology annotation, biological process: potassium ion import across plasma membrane; regulation of monoatomic ion transmembrane transport. NCBI's taxonomy places the organism in Eukaryota, Metazoa, Chordata, Actinopteri, Clupeiformes, Engraulidae. The transcript has a single exon. Gene Ontology annotation, cellular component: plasma membrane. Bases 405 to 1595 code for a protein of 396 amino acids. The record is from RefSeq and is a predicted model, not a curated record. Gene Ontology annotation, molecular function: ATP-activated inward rectifier potassium channel activity.